Messenger RNA from Periophthalmus magnuspinnatus, 3357 nucleotides. It is a transcript of the gene adgrf3b, whose product is annotated as adhesion G protein-coupled receptor F3b. Gene Ontology annotation, molecular function: G protein-coupled receptor activity. The coding region runs from base 98 to 3187 and encodes 1029 amino acids. The transcript is spliced from 18 exons. Gene Ontology annotation, biological process: G protein-coupled receptor signaling pathway; cell surface receptor signaling pathway. The record is from RefSeq and is a predicted model, not a curated record. Gene Ontology annotation, cellular component: membrane. NCBI's taxonomy places the organism in Eukaryota, Metazoa, Chordata, Actinopteri, Gobiiformes, Gobiidae.
UUCAGACAGAUUCACAACUCAACCUGAGCAGUAUCGGGUCCAUUUUAGGUGAUUCUAUGCUUCAAGUCUCUAGUUUCUCUGCUGAACAAAAGCAACAAUGUGGGCCAGAGGAUUCGUAUUUCUCAUUGGUGCUUUUUACUUCUCUACAGAGAUUCUACACUCACAACAUGUUUCAGCACAGGACAUUUAUGUGGCUGAGUUGAUGGUGGAGAGUAAUGUCACUUUGGAGGCAGCAACCAUUUUGGGGAUCCUAAACAACAUCACCACCCUGACCGUUACCGACGCGUUAUCAGUGGAACAUCAAGUCACUUUCAUGCAGACUGAGAGCGUCGCAGAAUGCCUCAUUGUUGGAUUGGAAACUGCUUGUAACUGUUCUGCUGGCUAUAUCUGGAGCAAUGAGAUUUGUUACAACUAUAACUGCUGCCGUGAGACCACCUGUUACCAGAACGUGUCCUACAUCAGCCCCCUCUGCAUCCCCAAAAUACCGGUUUAUAUCAAUGGCUCAGUGACGAUGAACACUCGAGCUUGGGCUAUCACAGAUGAACCCACGCUUAAAACUGAAUUUGAAAAACUUAAUGGCUUUGAGUCACUGAACAUUACAGGCCAGAGGUUAUCUGGUACUUUGUCCGUCGCCGACUUUGAAGUUGGAUUGAGUGUCAAAUUUGAGACAUAUCGACUUCAGGACAUCAUUAACACUCUGCAGUCCCUCCUGGCAGCAUACAUACGCGUGGACACAACCGGCCUGGUGCAUAUUGAAUCGCCUCAGUAUAAAGUGUGCUACCAGUCAAGCCCGAUCCUGAAGUGCACUUUUGAUGAGGUCACCCACAAAGCGGGCUGGAACAUGAGCACUACGUUUGAGCGAUUCGAGCUGAACAACGGCAGUGUGGUGCUGCUGGACCACGCCUGUGGGACCCUAACCUACCCCUCCUGUGUGGCAGUCACCCUCCAGAAAGUGACAGGUGUCUGGGAAGGGACAUAUGAGUGUGGCUUCACUAAAGGCUCAGUGCGGCACAUAGCCAAAGCUUACCUGAGUGUGGCCCGGCUGCCUGACACCAUCCUGCUCACCACAAAUCCAAUCACAGGAGACUGCUCUGCCCUGGAAUCCACCUCAUCUAUCACUAUCAAGAUCACCACCACAAUACCGAAAACCAACAACUCUUAUGUAUUCAACUGGAACUACAAAACACAGGGCACGGCCACACCUGUAGAUGCAGUUAAAAACAUCAACUAUAUUUUCAACGUAAUGAUGAGUUGUGUGAAGGUUUUGACUGCUCAGACCGUCUCUGUGACUUUUAAAAAUGACAUCAACCAAACAAAGACGGCGUCAGUGACUAUCCCUGUCAUAUACGGUGGGGCAAAGUUUUGUCCAGAAGAAACAAUAAAUGGAGCCGUGUGGCCCAAGACUCCAGCAGGAGACACAGCUGUCAAUAACACGUGUCCAGUGGGCAGAGUGGGCUUCCAGACACGCACCUGUACGGGCACUAUCUGGGACCAGGUCUUCGACUUCUGCGUCAACCAGGAACUCAACAAAAUCUCCAACGCGGCAGAAAGUUUUCUGAAAGGCAUGGGUGCGACAGAAGAUGUGGCUCUGGACAUAUUCAGUGGUCUUAACAACAACACGGAUACCGGCGGAGGCGGUGACAAUAUAGCAGAUCUCACGGCUUCCAUUAAUGUGAUGGAUAUGAUGGCGCAGGCAUCCAAAAAUGUUCCCUUGGGAGAGAAAGUCCUCCCUUCUUUUGUCAGUGCUGCGAGCAAUAUGUUGAACAAGACCUGGACUAAAGUCAAUAACACCGUUCUGCACUACAUGUCUGCAAAUUACCUUGAAUCUUUGGAGGGGUUGGUGGAAAAUAUUAAGGUGAACUUGUCAAACAACAAUAGUGACUACAACACACAAAACUUGGAUCUGAAAUACUGCUCUGGAGAUGACUGUAGCGUUGAUGUUUUUGGGAUCAAUGUGAACCUGAACAAGUCGAGUGGCAUUAUGAAAACAGUUGCAGUUAAAAAUCUCAUGUCCAAACUCAGAAACACCUAUAAGAGCUCAACUAGCACCGAUCUCUUGGUAUCAACCACUCUGGAAGACAACAACGACUCAAACAUACAGAUCAAAAUGGCAUUCACCGCAACUCCAAACGAUCAACAAGUACCGCAUUGCGUUUUCUGGAACCCCAAGACAAAAGAUUUCGAAGAUACAGGGUGCCAAGUAGCCAGUAAGGUUAAUCGUAGUGGGGUGCUUUGCGAGUGCAUGCAUCUAACAUCUUUCUCUGUGCUGAUGGCUCGUGGUGAUGUCUCUGAUCCUGUUCUUGACGUUAUAACCUAUGUGGGACUGGCAGUAUCUAUUAUAUCACUUAUCAUCUUCCUCAUUAUUGAGUAUUUGGUGUGGGCCGCCGUAGUCAAAACCAAAUUGUCUCACUAUCGGCACACUUGCAUGGUUAACAUUGCUUUCUUCUUAUUGCUGGCUGACAUAAGCUUCCUUGCCUCCGUCGAACCAUCAGCUCUAUCUGCCGAUAUGUGUCUCGCCCUGACAAUUUGCAAGCAUCUUUUCUUUAUGAUUAAAUUCUGCUGGAUGUUGUCUCUAAGCGCCAUGCUUGUCCACCAGCUAAUCUUCGUCUUCAAUCCCCUCCGGAAAAAGGUCUUCAUGUUCUUCUCUAGCUUCGUUGGCUACAUGGUCCCCAUUGUGAUCGUGGGAUCCAGUUAUAUCUACUACAGGUACACCGGCAAACCCUACCACAACAAGGACACGUGCUGGCUGACGUAUGAAAGCCUCCUAGUUGGGUCUUUGCACGCCUUUCUUCUGCCCAUUGGAACCAUCCUAUUGUCGAAUAUUUUCUCCCUGGGCGUUGUGAUCGUGACCCUGCUCAAAUCUUCAAAAAAUGACAGCAGCAAAGGAGAUGAGAAGGACACAGCCAAAAGCAUCAUUAAAGUUAUACUCGUGCUGGCACCAGUGUUUGGUGUGACAUGGUCCAUUGGCUUCUGCCUGGUUGUGUUCAAUUCAUCCAAUCCUGCAUAUCCCUUUUUCAACUACACCUUCACCAUUGUCAAUUCCUUCCAGGGCUUUUUUGUUUUGUUGACUGGGUUCAUGGCAGAACAGAAGGUCAAAGACGAGCUCUAUAAGAUUGUGUGUGGCAAAGGGGACUCAAGUGACAGCACCAAGAAUCUCACCUCCACCAUGUACACAAAGGACAAGUGAUGUCAGACUGAGAAGGAGCAGAAGAGAAGGAGCAAAACACCAGUGACCCCAGCAGAGAUUCUAGCAGAAACAAAAAGUAGUAAAGUUGUGGUUCCCAAACUGAGGUGUGUGUACCACCAUGCAAAUCUUUGGACUGCACACAUAACAAUUUAACAUUAUAUUGUAAAGAA